AUGCACUCCCCCCCUCUCUCUCUCUCUCUCUUUCUAUCUCUAUCUCCUUUCAACACCCUUGCUCUUCUUUCCUCCCUGACUCUCCUUCUUUUCUUUUUUUACUCCCGUUACUUACUCUCUUUACUUUCUUUCCAUUCUCCUUACUCUUCUUUCUCGUUUCUUCUAUCUUCUUCUACGUUUGCUCUUCUUACUACUCAUCCCCCCUCUUUACUCUAUUCAUUUACCUCCUCGCUUUUUACUCUCCUUACACUAUUUUCUCUCCCUCCCCCUCUCUCUCUCUUUCCCUCUCUCUCUUCGUUGCCUUACACUUUUGAUACGAUCUUUACUCUCCCAUCACACCGCAAAUCCUAUGCUUUCUUUCGCGUUUCCCGAGAAUCUCCUUACUCUCCUUCGACGCUCUUUUCUUUCAUUUCUCUCUCUCUCUCUCUCUCUCUCUCUCUCUCUCUCUCUCUCUCUAAUCCUAUUAACUUCUCUUUAAUCUCCUUUCUUUGCUUCCUUAUAUUUUCUCUUUAUUCUCCUUUCUAUGCUGUAUAUUUUCUUUCUCCUGAUUGUAACCACACUUACACUCUUUUAAUUAUGUUUGCUUCUUUCUUUCUUUCUUUCUUUCUUUCUUUCUUUCUUUCUUUCUUUCUUUUCGAUUUUUAUACUUUCUAUUUAUACCGACUCUAUAUUUUUAUCCACUUUCUCCUGGCUGUCACCCUCCUUACAAUCUUUUCAUCCCCUUUCUUUCUUUCUUUCUUUCUUUCUUUCUUUCUUUCUUUCUUUCUUCGUUUCAUACUCUUUCCUCACUUUUCUUUCUUAUCUCCUCUCGCUCUUGCCUUUCAUACUCUUUCUCUUCCUCUUCCUCUUCCUCCCCCUUUCUUGGUCAUUCUUAUGCAAAUACAAUGA
Messenger RNA from Acanthosepion pharaonis, 888 nucleotides. The record is from the annotation of a GenBank genome assembly. NCBI's taxonomy places the organism in Eukaryota, Metazoa, Mollusca, Cephalopoda, Sepiida, Sepiidae.